UAAAACAAACGUCAAAAUAAUCAAAAAAUUACAAAAUAAUUUAAAAUAUUUGUUUAUUUUGCUUGAGUUGUUUCGUAGUUUUUGAAUAUAAUAUAUUAAAUAUAAUUAAUAUUAUUGGAUUCGGAACAUUUAAAACAGAUGGCGGGCGAACAGAGACAUGUUUGGCGAAUUGUCCUUAGAAACUUUAUCAACUCAUUAAGGCCUCGCCAAAUUGUAGGAAAUAAAAUGGGCAAAGAUUAUAUAGGAAACCAAUACUAUGAAAUCCCGGCCAAGCCUCAAGAAGGCAAGAGGAAGCCCACUCGGUGGUAUGACCCCCCCAAAGGACAGGACUUUCAAGACCCAAUACCGGCUGAGUGGGAAGCAUGGCUUAGGUACCGCAGAACUGUGCCACCAACUGAAGAAGAAGUAGCCAGGAAUGUAGCUUUAAUGCAAAUGAAACAGGCAAAUGCAGCCCAGAUUGAGACCAAGCGGCUGGCGGAGGGAGGCUCCUUGCCAUCGAGACCGGACAAGGGAGCCGACUCCUUCCCCUCAUACCCUGACUUACAACCUGGAGAAAAACCUAAAUGAGAUUUUAGUAACAGAUAGGUAAUUUUAAAAUUAUUAUACUUACUUCAUUAUUUAGGUUGAGAACAUAUUGUGCUGCUGUAGAAUGUAGUGUUUAAAUAAAUGAAGUUAUUUAUUUUACUUAGUA
Messenger RNA from Plutella xylostella (diamondback moth), 691 nucleotides. RefSeq lists its product as uncharacterized. The record is from RefSeq and is a predicted model, not a curated record. Gene Ontology annotation, biological process: mitochondrial respiratory chain complex I assembly. Gene Ontology annotation, cellular component: membrane; respiratory chain complex I; mitochondrion. NCBI's taxonomy places the organism in Eukaryota, Metazoa, Arthropoda, Insecta, Lepidoptera, Plutellidae.